Messenger RNA from Cygnus atratus (black swan), 4491 nucleotides. Its product is annotated as arylsulfatase H-like. NCBI's taxonomy places the organism in Eukaryota, Metazoa, Chordata, Aves, Anseriformes, Anatidae. The coding region runs from base 393 to 2165 and encodes 590 amino acids. The transcript has 11 exons. Gene Ontology annotation, molecular function: arylsulfatase activity. The record is from RefSeq and is a predicted model, not a curated record.
CCACAGCCAAUAGUAUUGAGAUCCAAGCGUCUUUUAAUAUUACCACUGCAGCUCCUCAGUUUGUAUUUCUCAGCUUUCUUUAGAAGCUCUACAAAAUCUCUGUCUAAACAUCAAUGUAACUGCUGUCACCAGCUGGCUGUGCCACGUGAACAUGUGGGGACACAGUGGAAGGCAAGAGAGCUGUUGUACCAGCUUGGAAAGCUCAUCGACACCUAUACAGGAGAUGAAGAGAAAGAAGUGUGGCAAAAUAAGGAUUACUCAUGGACUGGACAUUUCAUACUGUGAUCUCAUUUUGCAGUGAAGAAACAAACAUCUUGAAUUUACAUCAGUAUACAGCAUGAAGAUGAGAAUUACAUAACAAACUGUGUACCCAUUCCAUACAAGGGGAAGCCAUGAAGUUUACCAGGGAACACAGUGGUAAGAAAAGGAGCUGCCUGAGCAUUUGGCUCAUUUUAUGUUUGUUUCCAAGAACUUGUGUUUCAAGUCCUUCAAAACCCAAUUUUUUACUGAUACUGGCUGAUGAUCUUGGUAUUGGAGAUGUGGGUUGUUAUGGCAAUGAUACAAUAAGGACCCCCAACAUCGAUGGCCUGGCAAAGGGAGGAGUGAGACUUAGUCAGCACAUUGCUGCAGCUGCUGUCUGUACUCCAAGCAGAGCAGCCUUCCUGACUGGCAGAUACCCCAUCAGAUCAGGCAUGGCAUCCAAUACGCAAUACCGUGUUCUUUUUUGGAAUGGGUGUUCUGGGGGGCUCCCACCUAAUGAAACUACUUUUGCCAGAAUACUGCACCAACAAGGUUAUUCUACAGCACUUGUAGGGAAGUGGCAUAUGGGUGUGAACUGUGAAUCCUCCCGUGAUCACUGCCAUCACCCUUUACAUCAUGGUUUUGAUUAUUUUUAUGGCAUGCCUUUCACCCUUUUGAAUGAGUGUCAAGGCACAGAUGACCCUGAACUGGCCAAGUCUUUGCAAGAUACAUAUUGGCUUCACUCACAGAUAAUCUUCCUUGCAGUGCUUACACUUUUGAUUGGAAAACUGACCAGCUUAUUCCAGGUAAAAUGGAAAAUAAUCAUAUGUGUGGCCAUCUGUGGUCUCCUGUAUUUCCUUUCCUGGUUCUCCAGCUAUGGAUUCACCAAGUACUGGAACUGUAUCCUGAUGAGAAACCAUGAUAUCACAGAACAACCAAUGAACCUUGAAAAAACUACUUCUAAUAUGCUGAAGGAGGCAGUUUCAUUCAUUGAAAGAAACAAGCAUAGACCGUUUCUUCUCUUCUUUUCCCUUUUACAUGUUCACACCCCUCUGAUUACCACAGAGAAGUUUCUGGGAAGAAGCAGACAUGGCCUAUAUGGAGAUAAUGUAGAGGAGAUGGACUGGAUAGUGGGUAGGCUUCUUGAUGUUAUUGACAAGGAAGGCUUGAAGAAUACCACAUUCAUUUAUUUUGCAUCUGAUCAUGGGGGAUCUGUAGAGGCUCACAGAGGAAAUGUCCACUUGGGUGGAUGGAAUGGGAUCUAUAAAGGUGGAAAAGGAAUGGGAGGUUGGGAAGGAGGGAUCCGUGUUCCAGGAAUAGUUAGAUGGCCUGGAGUGUUGCCUGCAGACAUAGUUAUCAGUGAACCAACAAGCCUUAUGGACAUUUUCCCAACAGUGGUUCACCUGGCUGGAGGGGUAGUGCCUCAAGACAGGGUAAUCGACGGACGCACCUUGCUGCCUCUACUGCAGGGGACAGCUCAGCACUCCGAGCACGAGUUCAUGUUUCACUACUGUGGUGUGGUUUUGCAUGCAGUGCGGUGGCACCGAAAGGACAGGGGCACCACAUGGAAAGCUCAUUAUGUGACUCCAGUAUUCCAGCCAGAAGACUCCGGAGCCUGUUUUGGAAGACGAAUUUGCCCGUGUUUUGGGGACGGUGUAACCCAUCAUGACCCUCCACUGCUGUUUGAUCUCUCACGAGACCCUUCUGAGGCAAAUCCUCUCUCGGCUGACACUGAGCCCUUGUUUGAUACCAUAGUGAACAGAAUAGGGAAGGCUGUAGAAGAGCAUCGCAGGACACUGACUCCAGUCCCACAGCAGCUCUCUCCUUACAAUAACGUAUGGAAGCCGUGGCUGCAGCCGUGCUGCGGCACAUUUCCCUUCUGUUGGUGCGAUAAAGAAAACAACAAAGCAGAUGACAUACUUUAAUACCAAAAUCAAAGUACAGUGAGCUUAAAAAAGGUACUAAUUUUCACAUUCACAUGACUACAGUCAUACAGCGAUGGGGACAAAUUACACUGUAAUAACUGAAAGGGACAUUCUUGAUGCUUUUUGUUCAAUCCCUUCUCUCACAAAUAUUCACUAAGCCUAUGCUUUAAAAAAAAAAGUUUUUUUUAGAUGCUCAAAAUAUAUUUGGCCUAUGAGUCACCUGUAUAAUCUAUGCCUCAAAUGCACAAUUCUAGAUCAAAUAUCCAGGUAAAUGAACCAAAAAUUCUUUCCUUACUGAUUUUGAAUUCAAAUAAAUUAUGGAUGACAUGAGAUUAAACUUUAAUUGCUACUGUUUAUACAUGUAACAUGCUUGUUAAGGCAAAAGGACCGAGCCCAAGCGGAUCUCUCUGUUCAAGCCUUACCUUUUUAAUAAAAAAGCUGUUGUGUGCUUAAAAACACAUUUAUACAUUUAACUUGGAACCAUGAAAACACACUGGCCUCUAAGAAAUAAAAGUUUUUAAUUUACAGCAACAGUUUGCUUUAUCUGUCCAUUCAUUUAUCUGUCAUGUAAGAAUUCCCAGGGAGAAGAAAACAAACAAAGAAACAAACUGGCAAGUAUGUUUUUAAAAAGUAGGUAGUUAAAAUUACAAUCCCAAAUUCAGCAGGUAAGUAUCUAGCUAUUCUGGAAUACUAAACCAUGGCAAAUCCUACUGACGUACCUUUUCCAUGUUGUUAAAUCAUAUCCCAUGUAAGAGCAUUGAAAAUCAUCAUCCAGCUGCCUGGACAAGAUAGUCCCAAAUUUCACAACCUGCGAGACCGAUUCAUAAGCUGCAUGUCCCACUUCAAUAGUAAUGCUCCUGAUUUCAUAUGCUCCACGAAAAAUGUGCUUUGUUUUGGAAGACGGUAUUUUGGUUUCAGCAUGAGGUGUUAAAAAAUCCACAGCGCACACACUAAUCACCUCAGUGUAUAGGUCAUAUUCGACAAGCCAAACAAGUGUCAGCACUCUGUACAGUCAUUAGGGAAAGGUAGGGAAUUAAAAUGUCUAAUCCUCUCUCGCUGCUCUCUGGUUAACUAAAUCAUCUCUUAAUAUAUAAUCCUAACCAUGUUUUUGCAGGGUUUUUGUGUCAACUCCAAUUUUUAUGCAGAGGCUCCUGCAUUUUCUGCUUAAAAAAAAGUAAGUUGUGUGGUAGAGACUGAUAUUCAAACUUCUGAGCCUUCCUGAGCACUGUGUAUUCACUCCUACCACACAGCUAAAUGCCUGCAUGAUUUCAAAAGCGACAAGGGAGGGCAAGACCAGUAUAGCAGAAGCUUCAGGUAACUUGUUUCCCUAAACCUAGCAGCCUUGCACAAUACAAAGGUCACCUGUGUGUCAUUUUUCCCCCUUGUAGGACAGGGAGGAGAUAAGGAGGCCAGGGCAGCACAGCACUGUGGGGUUGGUAAUCCCAGAGCAGUGUGCAGCUCGAGCUCUGACAGUAGGUCCCAGUCCUUUCACCAGCCUCAGGACAAGACAGCACGUGUGCCUGGAAUUACACGCUUUUCAAGCUGUUUUCAGGCAAGCUCCUGACUUUUAUCCCCCAUGUGCACAUCACCAGUGUGGUAAGUCGUGAUGUUGUCUUGGUCUAAAGAGCACACGUUGUGACCAUGAUGCAGCACCAAACGAAGUCUCCAUAAAGCAAAAAGGGCAUUUCUUUGUUAUUUCCCCCUUAGUACUUUUCCUCUAAAAGGACGCCAAGCAAAUUAUGCGGAUAUUAUUCUGCAUAAAUCAAAGGGCUAAUCUGACAAUGAACUGGUAAGACAGAUCAAUGUCAGGCUUGACAGAAGUAUCUAAAAAUACAUUUGUUCUUACUGGUUGAUAGCAUUUAAAUCGAGAUCAGCCUUGCUAAGAACUUGUCAAAAUACAUUUUUCUGUGGCUGACAGGGAUUGAAACCAGAGCAGCUGGAUUCACAAAGAAAGAAAAUAGCAUAAAAGACCCCGUGCUUUAAAGCCAGUUUGGCCGAUUCAGAGAUGGAAAGGAGUGAUCUUGCUGCUCAGGGGGGAACAAAGGCAAAAGUUGUUUUCCAGAGUCAACCCAGCCUGCCCAGUAACACCUAUGCUGCCAGUAAAACACAAGCAUAAGCUUACCCUCAGAUCACCCCAGCACCCUCCUCCCAUCCCCAACUGGUCAGACACAAGAACCUGCCCCAUCACAGGCUAGGCCACGACUAACGGGUCUACCAAGAGGCAGGCAGCACAAAAGCACAGGUCCAAGCUCCUGCAGGCAGUGUGGGAAGCCCAGUACAUCAGCAAAACCCCCAAACCUCACCUCUGAGCACAGUGUGAAUACUU